AUGGACCAACUUGGCCAAAGAGGCUUGGGCGGUAGAUCAACAAACAUUCAUAUUCUUAUGAUGAAAGUAACAACAACUUUAUUACUUACUAUCAUUGUGGUCAAUGCAUUAGUUUUAGUGGAUGGAGCUACGCCCGUACCGUUGAACAGCACAAACUUUGAUGAUUUUGUCAGCAGCAAUUCAAACAAAGUCGUUCUAAUCGAGUUCCACGACCGUUGGUAUUUCAAUUCGGGAUUAUUCCGCGGUUUCAAUAAUCUUAUUGAAUUGCUGGAUGAAGAUCUCAUGGUAUUUGGUCGUGUGUGCUGUGACUGUGAUGGCAAUGAAGAACUCUGCAACCGAUAUAAAUCUUCCAAUGACACCUACAUGCCACUGUUUCAAACAUUCAAUGUCAAUCAAAAAGAUCAACCCGUACCUGUGACAAUCAAUAUAAUGGAAUUUCUCACGACUUUCCUGAAAAAUCAGUAUUCGCAAAUCAAAAAUCAAUGUUAUGAUUGUAUUCUUUGA
Heterostelium album PN500 is the source of this 504-nucleotide messenger RNA. Its product is annotated as protein disulfide isomerase family protein. The coding region runs from base 1 to 504 and encodes 167 amino acids. The transcript is spliced from 2 exons. Lineage: Eukaryota; Evosea; Eumycetozoa; Acytosteliales; Acytosteliaceae. The record is from RefSeq and is a predicted model, not a curated record.